Molecule: messenger RNA, 939 nt
Organism: Acomys russatus (golden spiny mouse)
Lineage: Eukaryota; Metazoa; Chordata; Mammalia; Rodentia; Muridae
Product: olfactory receptor 2AE1-like
Exons: 1
Coding region: 1-939 (312 amino acids)
Biological process (GO): G protein-coupled receptor signaling pathway
Cellular component (GO): membrane
Molecular function (GO): olfactory receptor activity; G protein-coupled receptor activity
Source: RefSeq, a predicted model, not a curated record
AUGUGGAGGUGGAACCAGACCUCUCUGGGAGACUUCAUCCUUCAAGGGCUCUUCGAUGACUCCUUCAACCACCAUUGUCUUUUCCUCUUCACCAUGCUGGUCUUCCUUACCUCAGUGAGUGGCAACAGCCUCACCAUCCUCCUCAUCUGCUAUGACUCCCGUCUGCACACCCCAAUGUACUUCCUGCUCAGUCAGCUGUCCCUCAUGGAUCUGAUGCACGUCUUUACAACUGUCCCCAAGAUGGCUACCAACUACCUGUCUGGCAAGAAGUCCAUCUCCUUUGUGGGCUGUGCCACACAGCACUUCCUGUAUCUGUCUCUGGGUGGCGCAGAGUGUGUCCUCCUGGCCCUCAUGUCCUAUGACCGCUAUGUUGCCAUCUGCCGCCCCUUACACUACACUGUGCUCAUGAGCAGAAGAGUGGGAGUGAUGAUGGCUGUCAUGUCAUGGUUGGGUGCAUCUGUGAACUCCCUAAUUCACACGGCCAUUUUGAUGAGCUAUGGUUUCUGUGGGUCAAGGGUCAUCCACCACUUCUACUGUGAAUAUCCAGCUGUUGUGAAGCUGGUGUGUGGGGACAUCACUGCGUAUGAGAACAUAGCGUACAUCAGCGGCGUGACACUUCUCCUCCUCCCCAUCAUUCUUGUCUCUACAUCCUAUGGAUUCAUUCUCCACAGCGUCAUUCAGAUGCGUUCAGUUGGGAGUAAGAAGAAUGCCUUUGCCACAUGCAGCUCUCACCUCAUGGUGGUUUCCCUUUGGUUUGGUGCGUGCAUCUUCUCCUAUAUGAGACCUAGGUCCCAGCGUACCCCAUUGCAGGACAAAGUUGGUUCCGUUUUUCUACAGCACAUCGUUACUCCCACUCUGAAUCCCUUGAUUUACACUCUCCGCAAUAAGGAUGUUGCCAAGGCUCUGAAGAAACUGUUGAGGAGAGACCUUCUCACCUAG